Molecule: messenger RNA, 1144 nt
Organism: Sclerotinia trifoliorum
Lineage: Eukaryota; Fungi; Ascomycota; Leotiomycetes; Helotiales; Sclerotiniaceae
Source: the annotation of a GenBank genome assembly
AUGUCAACUAACUCACUUCCAAACUCUGCAUGGGCAUUCAACACCAUGGCAUCAAUGAAGAAAGGUCCCACGGUAACGAAUACUACCAAGAACGGAGUUUCUACAUUCGCUGCUUCCCCUCCUCUCGUCACCUCAUCUCCAGCAAAUCCCCCUCCCGGGGUCGCUCCUCCAAAACGCAAUAAUGGCUUUGCCUUCUCCAUGGUAGGAGGAUGUAGCCCAGCCAGCCAACAACCAACCCCUGCUUUUGCCCCAGCUCCAGCUCCUCUUCCUCCUCAUCCCGUCAAUCCUCCUACAUAUCUCCCUCCACCGUACACCACAUCCUCUUUCUUUCCUUCAACAACGACCGCUGUACCAUUUCCCUACACCAAUAAUCAUUCCUCUAGCUUUUUCUCCUUUGUUUCUUCUGCGCCGAUACAAGCAUCACCAUCACCAUCGACUCCCACCUCUUUUACCCCGUAUAACCCAUUUACUUCCAUCCAACAAUCGCCAUUUAACCCAGCACUUCUCCCUCCCUCCUUCAUCCCCACCAUAGCGCAACAACCCCAACUACAUUCCCCGGCAGCAAUACCCUUGCGCUUCCUCCCAGCACGACCGUGCGCACCUAGCCCCGCCGAAACCCCCGCCCGGUGCUUCAUUUUUGACGGACUAAACCAGCGAACCACCGAGGAAAUGGAUUGUAAGCCUUGCCUCCACAUCUCUAAUUUUCCCAAAUUUUCAGAAAACUGAUACCUAGCUCGUGCUUUAGGGUGGACAGAUGAAUAUUCAGCCUAUCUCAAUAGUCUUGACGAGAUGGAUUGGGAUUGGACGGAUGACUAUUUAUUGGAUUGUUGCGAUGUGUUUUGAAAUAUGUAAGUAAGUAAGGUUUCUCCUCUGUUCGUUCAUUUACUGACUCUAGCUAUAGAUCUGCUUGAGUUUUCUUGGGACACUACUUCCUCCUGCACUCACUUAGCUUAGGAAAGCGCAAUGGAGAAUGUUCGAGGAUUUAGCAGUCUCGAAUACACCAUGUUGUCUCGUCUCAAAGCUUGAUAAACAGAAGUCAGAUCUGAUGACGACUUCCUUCGAGUUUUACUGAACUUUUCGAUGUCCUUUCAAAGGACUUUUCUCCUCGUCACUUUAUUCUCGCUCGACUGAUGCUAACCACCCA